AUGUCCCAAGAAGGGGCAGACAGUGACCACUCCUCGGCGAGGCGAGAUGAUGAACGCUGGUCAACUCAGGCAGCCGGUGCUCUAACGGAAUCGAGUUCGGCAGGAAGCUCCACACAGUCGCUCUCUCGACGUCACAGUUCUCGACGGCCGAUAACGAGACGGCUUGCCCAUGACAUACAAGUCUCCCAACAAAGUCAGGUGGGGACCGUGUCUUCGACAGAGGAUAUCUUGAACUGGGACGACACUCAGGUCAACCGGUUCAUGGGUCUUACGCCUCCACCGUUACCUCCGGCCAUGCUACCAUAUAAGAAGCGCACUCUCAAACAGGUCUUAGACAAAGACUACCCUCCCCGGAAAGAUAAGAUGUCCGAGGAACUCGAUGGUCUAGUUCAUGAGACCAAGUCUCCCGAGUAUGUCCUGGUAUCUGGCCCUUUUUCCCCCCAGACUGGCGAAUCCAGCCGGACUGCAGAGGCCAACCAGCACAAGGAGACCAAAAUGACAGAAGCUUCUCUGACCCCGAGAUUUCUGCCUCCCGACAUGCCGAGUGGAUACAAUCUCAACAUUAACCUAGACCGGCGCGAUGAAAGUCCUGACGAAGGGCAAGCACCACUCAUCCAGCAUACUGGCCAGGGCGGCUACAACUGCUCGGCAUCGAGAUAA
Anthostomella pinea is the source of this 660-nucleotide messenger RNA. Lineage: Eukaryota; Fungi; Ascomycota; Sordariomycetes; Xylariales; Xylariaceae. The record is from the annotation of a GenBank genome assembly.